Messenger RNA from Actinia tenebrosa (Australian red waratah sea anemone), 1605 nucleotides. RefSeq names its product neuronal calcium sensor 1. NCBI's taxonomy places the organism in Eukaryota, Metazoa, Cnidaria, Anthozoa, Actiniaria, Actiniidae. The record is from RefSeq and is a predicted model, not a curated record. Gene Ontology annotation, molecular function: calcium ion binding.
CUUGAUUUGAAAAUUAAGUUUACGUCCAAAAUCACCUGUAAUCUCGAUUUAAAAACAUAACGACUUACCCUCCCCUCCCUAUCUAGUUAUAGAAUGUAAUGUUGUUGCGUGAGUAGCUUUGCAUUGUGGGUGUCCUCGUAAGAUGGCGGAGACGACAACAAGGUCGAGUUUACGUCUCUAAAAUGAGAAAAAUAAAUCCUUAAACACUACGACAUGGGUCAAAAAGGCUGCAAACUCUCACCUGAGGAGACACAAGAGCUUCUACAGUGCACAUAUUUCGAUAAAAAGGAACUUCAUAAAUGGUAUAAAGAUUUUAUGAAAGACUGCCCUUCAGGGCAGCUAAAACAAGAGGAAUUUCAAAGAAUUUAUCAACAGUUUUUCCCAUUUGGGGAUCCCAGCAAAUUUGCAGCCUUUGUCUUCAAAGUAUUUGAUCGAAAUUCAGAUGGUCAUAUCAGUUUCAAGGAGUUCAUCACAGCCUUGUCUAUUACUUCAAGAGGAAGUUUGGAUGAAAAACUUGAAUGGGCGUUUUCCCUGUAUGACCUGGAUAGAGACGGUUAUAUAACAAGAGAUGAGAUGUUGAGCAUUGUCAAGGCUAUUUACAGUAUGGUGGGUAACAUCAUCGACCUUCCACAAGACGAAGACACACCAGAAAAGAGAGUAGACAAAAUAUUUAAACAGAUGGAUCAAAACAACGAUGGCCGCUUGACAAUGGAAGAGUUUCGAGAAGGAUCAAAAUGUGAUCCGUGGAUCGUUCAGGCGCUAGCUAUCGACCUUCCCCAGGAAGACGUACUACCCACUGCCGAGUGAACUUCACUGACUCACUCACUCCACACACAACACCGAUCAAAUAGUUUUAGAUUCAUCUUUCGUUUCAUUUUUAACACUUACUUGAUGAAUUUCUAUUUAUUUUGGGGAUUUUUACAUUCAUUUUCCACCAUCUUAUCUUAUCUAUUUCAAACUCUAACCAGUAGACUUUCGACAUCAUCAAUACUUUUUUCUUAUACCAUAGAUUUUAUUUUUUAUGAUAUUUUAGUGAGGUUUUACCCCCUUGAUUUCGUCGGAGUAACUACCAUUUUCAUUGCCCUUUUGUCGUUUUUGCUGCCACAGCUGGUUUGGUUUAUUCUUGCGGUUCUUAUUUUUCGUUGCUGUAGUGUUGUUUCUACUGUUAUUAACUUUACUGAUAACGCAGCUGAAAUUAAGCUUUUCGGCAAAGCAUGCUGAAAAAUACCAGAAUGGACGAUAAACGGGCCAUACUUAGCAUAAUAGCAUAGUGCUAUUUACUUUUCUUGCAUUCGUAUUUCAUUUUAGGUCACAUUUUCCUCCGAUAUACCUCGUUAAAAGAUUAUUGAUCCUAGUCUCAGUCUCAAGAUGAAAAUAAUGACUAACAGCAUUCCCAACAUCAGAGCAACACUUAAUCCUGAUUGGUGCACUUUACCACGUGAUACAGUUCCCAUGGUAAUUCCUUGUAUUUAUUCAAAUACAUCAAAUGUAGUUACAAGCUCAACGUCGCUAUAGUAACAGGUCGCCUAAGUUAUUCGAUUUCGUUGUCAUGGUUUCAUUAGUUGCUAUAGUGAUGAUAACAUAUUUAUAUGGCUUAUUCAAAUU